CUGGUUUAGUAAUAUUUUAAAUAAAGUGGUUCUCAUUUCUUCGAUCGAGCGAGGGAACCAAUGAGGGAAGCCCGAAGUCGAUUGUUGACGGACGGGUGCCUGCUGCUGAGCAGGUAGAUCGAGUCGGAAACUAGAUUUUUCUUAACAGCUGACAGGUGGACAGACUUUGGAGACCCGUGACGUAUAGAGGACGACGAGAUGGAUCCAAGGGGCCCUCCUGAGGGGGCCCCUGGCGAUCCAUUGGACAUUUCCCUGGUGUCGGAUAAGACUUCGGAUAUCGCGGAUUCCUGGUCCAUAGAUCACUCAGUUUCCUCGCCGUUGUGCGAUCAACCUAAGAAGAUGAACAACAGACUUCUGUUUUUGGCGGUCGAGUACGUGGAUGAACAGCCGAAGGAUUAUUCUCGUAUUUUUCCGGCCUAUGAACAGGUUUCCUUCUCCCCAAGAACCUCCUCUCCGUUGUCUGAUUUCGAGCACCGAGUGAGCCCCUUAGAUCCAAAUAUGAGUUCCACUGCGAGAUAUUCACCAACUCCGGUGCAAUUACCUCCAUCCCCUUUCCAAAACUCGGUUGUCGUCCUGCAAAAUCCGUCUUCCCCUAUGAUUUGCCCACCUGAGACGAAUGCUCGAGCGGGCAUUAAUUACGUGUCGCAGCUGACUGACCAGAACAAUGUACAAAGCAUACCGCAGUCUGGUACUGGCACAGAUUUCGUUGACAGAUCUACUGACGAGGAACUCGUUACCGAGGUUGAAGGGGAACUGAUCUUGGUACAAGGCUCAACCCCUGAUUUGGAACCAUCCGCUGCACCGCUCAUGUUAACAGGGAUACCGAAUACAGAUUUUGCAUUGACUAGAGAUUUUCUGGUAAUGAACGAUGAUCAAAUAAAUGCCAUGGGAUCGUUGAGGAACCAAAGUUUGGAGAUCGGCGAUGGGGAUGUCAUAACUCCUACGCAAACAAUAAAUGUUCGUGAUGCGGCGGUGUCGCCUAAAAAGGAGCCGUCACGGGUUUUUGAUGAGAUUUUAUUAGGAUCUGAAGUAGAAAAUGAGAAAGAGUGUGUCAGAAGAUCCAAGCGCAUAAAUGACAGGAAAGCAUUCUGGUGUGACGAAUGUAACAGUAUUUGCGAAAAUGCGAACGAUUGCACUUCACACAAUGUGCAUACUAUAGCGGAUCAACCAGUACCCUCGAGGGCUAUUGCAACACUGCCAGGAUCAUAUCUAUCUAUUAAUAAGUUACCAUCGUCACAAGUCUUACAAGGUGGCUUGGAGUAUGGAGUCUUUGCUAAGCGUAACAUAAGGAAGCGUACACAGUUUGGUCCUAUCGAGGGUAUCCUGUAUGUCUACGAUCAGACACCUUUUAUUAAUGUCUUGCCACUACUUUACGAAACAGCUGAUGGAAAGUUCAUGAAAGUCGACGUAUCGAAUGAACAUGCAUCAAACUGGAUGCGUUUUGUGAGGCCUGCGAUAAGCUACAAGGAGCAAAACCUGGUAAUUUGUCAGCAAAACGAUGGAAUCGUAUUUCUGACAACAAAAGAUAUUUUACCGAAGGAGGAAUUAAGGGCUGGUCCCAGUUCCGACUAUGCAAUCCGUAGAAACUUGCAAAUUCUCAAACCAGACAUAAAGGAGGAAAAAGAGGGCCUUCGUAAACAUCCAAACGGUCACAACUCUUCCAUAACCGAAAGCAAGCAAAAGAAGAAGCGCAAGGAGAUUCACAUCCCGUCCAAGAAAUUCUUUAAGAUCGUGGAUGGCCAGACUCUCCUCUACACGUGUCCACACUGUCCAAAAGUAUUUCCUCGGAGUUACAGCCUAAAACGACAUUUACUGAUCCACCCAGGUGCGAAGGCACCUCGUUACGAGUGUCCCACGUGUGGUGAGAAUUUUUUGCAUCCUUACAACCGCAGUCGCCACAUGAAAAUCUUCCAUGGUGCGGACCCGAAAGAGAAGGAGAACUCCAGGCAGAACACGAUGGAGUGGAAGUGCCGAACCUGCACCCUGGCCUUCGGGAAAGCAUCAUUGCUCAAUUUACACAGCCUAGUACAUAAGGCGGAUAGUCUGGAAGCAGGAAAGGGUCAAUCUUCCGUCUGCCCCCAGUGCGGCACCGAAUUUAAAAAGCGAAUUGAUCUUAUCAAUCACGUCUCUCAACAUGGUCGACUUCAGCUCUCGAAAGCUGGUAAAUUGAACACUCUCGCUGCAUACAAAUGCUCACGAUGCUACAAGCGAUUCGCAACCAAAGUGCGAUUACAGCAACACUGUCUAGUUCACGGAGCUGAAGAUCAGAAGCCCCUGCCCUGCGAGAUUUGCAGGAAGCGAUUCAUGAAUAACUCCGCUCUCUCCUGUCAUCUGAAGACACACAGAGCAGACAAACAGGUGUUUGAGUGUCCGAUGUGCAGGCAGUUAUUUGACCAGGUCUUGAUGCUGAAGGACCACAUCGAGACUCAUCGAAACGAUGACGAGACCUUCACUUGUCCCUACUGUCUUAGGUCCUUUGUCAAGUAUUCCGUAAUUCGCAAGCAUAUCAGGGCUCACCAUUGCGAAAGGAAGCAUACUUGUCAGUUGUGCGCGAAUCGUUUCCCCACGGUUGACAAAUUGCGCAUGCACAUGUUGCGGCACUCCGAUUAUAGAGAAUUUCAUUGCGCAAAUUGUGGGAAGCAAUUCAAAAGGAAGGAUAAAUUGAAGGAGCACAUGACUCGGAUGCACAACUCGGACAGAGCAAACCGGGAACAGGUGGCACAAACUCAGUCUGCUAAAAAAUUCGUACCAAAGGUUAAUCCAACGGAUUACAAUCGCUUCGUAUACAAGUGUCAUCGAUGUAUGGUGGGUUUCAAACGAAGAGGCAUGCUCGUCAACCACCUGGCCAAGAGGCAUCCAGACGUCCCUCCAGAAUCCGUGCCAGAGUUAAAUCUACCGAUAUUAAGACAAACGAGGGAUUACUAUUGCCAGUACUGCGACAAGGUCUACAAGAGCAGCAGCAAGAGAAAAGCUCAUAUCAUGAAGAACCAUCCUGGGGCAGCAGUGCCUCCGAGCAAUCGCCAGAAGGAGUCGGACAUUUCAGGUUUGCCGAACCCAACUUUCAGUCAGACGGUGGGCAGCAUAACGACGACUCCUCAGGGUUGUCAAUGGUGCCACAAACAGUACGCGAGUAAGGCGAAAUUGCUGCAACAUCAGCGCAAGAAGCACCCGAACCUGAUGGAGCCCGCGGACCAGGUUCCUCGUCCGAGGAAUCGUCCUCCUCAGAAUCAAAACCAGCCUCCGGCUCUCGGGGAAAACUUCCUGAUAGCCGAGUACGUCCAGCCCUGCGACCUGGAGCAGAGUUUCCUGAAGACAAAGAUAAUAAAGCUGUCGAACGACGUGGACCUGGUGACCAACGGUUACGAGAUGGUCGGUCAGCAAUUCGUGCGGAUGCGCGACAUACGUUGAAGGGACGUCGCACACGGGCCGCGGUAAAACGCGGCCCCCGCGAUGGUAAAAGUCACCGAGAUAUGAAUCUCUUGAAUUUGUGCACGGCCCGGCAGGGCUGGUACUUUUUGCCGCGGUAUAUGCAAGGGCAUGUGCAUAUUUCCGUCUCCAAGGAGCGGCGGCCACGUUGGCUCGAUGGUCGCCGCCGAGCGGGAGUUGAAACGCGGCUUGUUGGCUCAUCCCGAUGCACCGGGAAGACGCCAUUGUUGGACCGGCUUUGGAAAAUGCGUCUAGCCCUGUGCACGCUCGGAGGGAAAAGAAGAGGGGAAAAAAAGGAGGAAUUUGCUACCCUAUAUAGGCGGCCGAGGUUCUCCGGCAGCGAGGAGCAGGCGUUGACGCCAGGAAUGCGUUUUCCGAUGCACGUUGCACGCGAGUUAAGGGCUAGGCAAGUUAUGCAUUUUGUGGGGAAGGACGGGUCUCACUUCCACGAUCGCGCGGUUUCGCGGGUCCCGUGUUUCGGGAUGCCUUCGAGAUACAAUGAUCUCAGUGUUUAAAAUGAUGGAAACGAGUAGUGCACUCGAUUCAUGGGACUGCGUGCCGCGCGAGGCGUUGUACAAACUUGGGAAUAACGGCUACGAGGUGUUACAUAGUUGUGUUAACGUAGGGAAAUCAUUAUCUGCCGGAGAAUGGGAUGUUACGCGCAUUCGGGGCACGCCAAGUAGAACUUGAAGUGCCGACUUGAAGACGGAAUACCGGGAUUUAAGUAGAGGAGCCUUUGCCAAUCGCGCGCGGCUUGCCCCGUCUGCACCCGAGAUAGAUGAUUUCACUUCCUCGUAAAUGUGUGUAGUUUUGCAAUCGAACUAUCUUUAUGCUCAAGAGUACACGGCAAAUUAAUUGCAAACGAAGUCAAUGGUGAAACCAAGCAUGUGAUAUUAGAGCCGCCCCCGGCGAUUCGCGCACAAAAUGCGAGACCGGCUCUCGUGGUUUCCAAUCAAUUUGCGGGACCGUGCGUGCGUGCGUGCGUGUACUUCCUCGUACCGAGCCCGAAAGAGGAAUAGGAAAAACGGAAGAAAAGAGAUAAGAGAAAUGACAAAAAAAUAUGGAGAAGUACACCGCCGCGUCGGCGAGUAGCGCGACGCGGCGAGACGAUUUGCCGACGUAGGAAAUUAAUGACUGUGUUAGCUAGACACUUGUCCCCGUGUCUGUAUUAACGGAUUCGAUUUUCAUUUCUUCUUCCUCUUCUUUUCUCAUCAUUACUCUCUCUCUCGUGCAAAUCUUCCUAGCCGGGGUGAGGAGAAAUCCGAGGAUUUUCGCGCGUCCCGCGGCGCGCCUCCUGCGAGCGAGUUCGACUCGGCGUUUGUUAUCUAUUCUUUAUCUAUCCUAAGAAGUUUCAUUAGGGAUUCCUCGAUUGUUCUAAUAGCUCGCCCGAGGCGCGCCGUGGACGUCGCUCUUGAAACUUAGACCGAAUAAUUGUACUGCCAUCGCGAUUCAGGGUAUAACCGCGAAUUUUGCGCAACUAUCCUCGCGCGUGUUGCACGCUCUCUUUGCGUGCGUUGUUGGAGGGGGUGCGAAUUUUAAGGAAACGAAUCUUUCCUACUAAGCGGUAGACAAUUGAAUUCCGACGUUCCUCGAGGGGGCGACUGGCGUCUCUUUAAUGCGGAAGAUACAUGUAAUUAAUUGGCAUUCCCCGAUCGACUUGAAAAGUCGGAGACGAUCGUUCGUUUCUUUUUUUUUUUUUUGCGAGAUUCAAGGACCUGAAACGAAGUCACGGUGUAAUUGCCGCCGACUUUAAAUUGACUCUCCCGUUGUGUCUCUUUACUGUAUAGAGUACAAGAACGAGGGAACGAUGUUCCGAGGUAUCACCUGGAUUCUUUUGGAUUUUUUUCCCUCAUUUUACGGAAGCCUAAAUCCUAGAGACACGCAAGUGUACCCUCGACAAGUCCCCCCUGCGAUCCGCACAAAUUUUUCCGCGAGAUCUCUGUACCUCGCCGGUCUCUUUUUUCCUAAAUUCGAGACAUCUCGUCGUAGCUGCUUGGGGAUCUACGGUGCGUCUAGCAACGAGGUGUGUUUCUGUGUGUAUCCGUAAAUUUUAGAGUCCGCAAUUACAGAAUAAAAAAGACAAAAAAAAGAAGAGAAGAAAAUGGGGCGCACUAGCGCGUACGAUACAAGUAUUUGAGACUGUCUCCAUUCGACUGCCGAUUCUAUCGUGAUACGACCGAUCUGUUCGCUAAAUCUGUCCGACACGUCGCGAUUUGAAAAGUCGCGUUAAAUCGUCAUCGCCACGCUUCGCCCUGAUCCAUCCAUCUAGAUUUUAGCGACUCGGUUAAUUAACUCGCCUCUGUUCUACCGAUUGUAGUCAUCGACUCGCCGGAACGGAAUCACUGGAACAAUAAAUAUCAAGGGAAGCGUUCGGGUCCCAUUUAGUGAUCUCUAUCGAUUCACCGAACCGCAUUACACGUCCGGUUACAGUAAGAAAAUAUUCACAUCUCAUCGAGGAGGCGAACGAAACGGCGCAAAACGAUCGCAGGAUUAUUUCCGCUCGUACUGUUCGACUUAUACGUAUGUGCGUACGAUAUACACUUUAGCGAGUGCGAGGAGGAGAGGGUUUACGUUUUCCAGUAUCGCCGGCCACCUCGGCGAGUGGCGCUA
Orussus abietinus is the source of this 6036-nucleotide messenger RNA. Its product is annotated as PR domain zinc finger protein 10. The transcript has 14 exons. Gene Ontology annotation, molecular function: DNA-binding transcription factor activity, RNA polymerase II-specific; RNA polymerase II transcription regulatory region sequence-specific DNA binding. The coding region runs from base 199 to 3408 and encodes 1069 amino acids. The record is from RefSeq and is a predicted model, not a curated record. Gene Ontology annotation, biological process: regulation of transcription by RNA polymerase II. Gene Ontology annotation, cellular component: nucleus. Lineage: Eukaryota; Metazoa; Arthropoda; Insecta; Hymenoptera; Orussidae.